This is a messenger RNA of Populus euphratica (Euphrates poplar), 1205 nucleotides long. Its product is annotated as protein EXORDIUM-like 2. NCBI's taxonomy places the organism in Eukaryota, Viridiplantae, Streptophyta, Magnoliopsida, Malpighiales, Salicaceae. The record is from RefSeq and is a predicted model, not a curated record. Bases 96 to 1013 code for a protein of 305 amino acids. The transcript has a single exon.
CAUCCCACUUUCCUCACCCAGUAUAAAUACCUUUUGCACCCCAUCUCUCUCUUCACUCCAAGGCAUUCCCUUACCAAAAUUAAGCAGAAUACUCCAUGGCUUCCAUUUCCCAUCUCAUUGUUUUCACUUCACUGCUCGCACUCUUCUCUUCACUUGUUCCUGCCAUAGCCACAGCAAGAAAGCUUGCUGCUUUAGUUAAAGAACAACCUCUUGUCCUCAAGUACCACAACGGCCCGCUUCUCAAAGGCAACAUCACAGUAAACAUCGUCUGGUAUGGCAAGUUCUCACCAGCCCAGCGCUCCAUAAUUGUUGACUUUCUCCACUCUCUUAAUUCCAUGAAGCCCCGGGCACCUUCAGUCUCAACGUGGUGGCAAACUACUGGGAGGUACAGGGGAGGUCCACGCACUGUAGUCGUGGGUACACAAGUCCUUGAAGAAAAAUACGCUCUUGGAAAGUUGCUAAAGACCCCACAGAUUAUUACCUUAGCGUCAAAAGCUGGCCACGGCAAGAAUUCAAUCAACCUUAUACUUACCUCUGCUGACGUGGCGAUCGAUGGGUUUUGCAUGAGCAGGUGUGGGACCCAUGGGUCUGGCCAGGACAAGGUGGGUAAAUUUGCCUAUGCGUGGGUCGGUAACGCCGCGACUCAGUGUCCAGGUCAAUGUGCGUGGCCUUUCCACCAGCCAAUUUACGGGCCCCAAGGUCCACCGCUGGUGGCUCCUAACGGUGACGUAGGAAUCGACGGCAUGAUCCUUAAUUUGGCCACGGUUUUAGCGGGAACAGUAACGAAUCCGUUUAAUAACGGGUAUUUCCAAGGGCCAGCCAACGCACCUCUAGAGGCUGUGAGCGCGUGCACUGGUAUUUUUGGUAAGGGGGCUUACCCGGGAUAUCCAGGGGAGGUUUUGGUGGACAAAACGACGGGAGCUAGCUAUAAUGCUUUCGCUAUCAAUGGGCGCAAAUACUUGCUCCCAGCAAUGUGGGAUCCAUCAACGUCCACCUGUAAAACCCUCGUUUGAGCAGAAUUUUGAGGAGCAAUUUUAACAAGUUUAUAUAUAUAUAUAUAUAUAUAUAUAGAGUAGAUAUGGAGUGGUUGUUAAAAGAGAAAAGUAAAUAGUUGCUUAUAGGUUUGAAGGUUCUCUUUUGCUUUGUAAUUAUGUUUGAAGAUUAUUUUAUCUCUUUAUAAAAGUUUUUUUUUUUUUGUGAUUUUA